Molecule: messenger RNA, 4301 nt
Organism: Xiphophorus hellerii (green swordtail)
Lineage: Eukaryota; Metazoa; Chordata; Actinopteri; Cyprinodontiformes; Poeciliidae
Gene: ccnd2a
Product: cyclin D2, a
Exons: 5
Coding region: 503-1396 (297 amino acids)
Source: RefSeq, a predicted model, not a curated record
UUCAUGCCUCUCAGUUUAACACGCAUGAAGCAGAAAGUUCUGCUGAGGAACAAAAACCUUCCAGCCUGAUUCGGUUCUCAUGAAGCAAAGUUCGGUUCUGUUGUCACAACAAACUAUCUGGUUAAAUUCAAGCAUUUAAGAAUUAAAAUCUGACUUUCGAAAUGAAUCUUUAUGUUGUAUUAACUUUUCUAAAUGAUCAUUCUGGCUUUGGCAGAUAGACGUUCAGGUUGUUUAUUUGCGCAGCGUUUGCGGUUUUGCGCAGCAGGACGGGCAGAAAGAGGGACAACAGGACGUUGUUGCAUCUGCUUCACGCAGGCAGGCGGAAUCAUUGCGUCAGUGGCGCACGCAGGGCAGGCUUGUGCGCUCGGCGGAUGAGGCGCAGAGGAGAGAGAGGAAAAAGUUUGUGCGGAUCGGAGCGGAGCGGCGGGACGACGCGCAUUCUACACUUUAUUUGAAGAAGUUCGGCUGGAAGAUUCCCCCACCCUCCUUCCGCCCCAACACCAUGGAGCUGCUCUGCCUCGAAAUGGACACCAGCAUACGAGCCCGUCCGGACCCGAACCUCCUGCGCGAUGACAGAGUUCUGCAGAGACUGCUGACCAUCGAGGAGAGAUUCCUGCCGCAGUAUUCUUAUUUCAAAGGCGUCCAGAAAGACAUUCAGCCCUUCAUGAGGAGGAUGGUCGCUACUUGGAUGUUGGAGGUCUGCGAGGAGCAGAAGUGCGAGGAAGAAGUUUUUCCUCUGGCCAUGAACUACCUGGACAGAUUUUUAGCGAUGGUGCCGAUCAAGAAAUGCAACCUGCAGCUGCUGGGCGCAGUCUGCAUGUUCCUGGCCUCCAAGCUGAAGGAGACGCGGCCAUUAACGGCAGAGAAGCUCUGCAUCUACACAGAUAACUCCAUCAGGCCGCAGGAGCUGCUGGAAUGGGAGCUCGUGGUUUUGGGGAAGUUGAAGUGGAACUUGGCGGCGGUGACGCCGAACGAUUUCAUCGAGCACAUCGUGCGGAGGCUGCCGCUGGCCGACGACAAGCUGGUUCUGAUCCGGAAACACGUCCAGACCUUCAUCGCCCUCUGCGCCACAGAUUUCCGAUUCGCCAUGUAUCCCCCCUCCAUGAUCGCCACAGGAAGUGUGGGGGCGGCCAUCUGCGGCCUGCAGCUGGACUCGGCUGACCGAUCCCAGUGGGGCGACAGCCUGACGGACCUGCUGGCCAAGAUCACCAACACAGAGGUGGACGUUCUGAAGGAGUGCCAGGAGCAGAUCGAGCGCGUCCUGGAGAGCAGCCUGCGUGAGGGCCGGCAGCAGCAGCAGCAGCAGCAGCAGACGCAGCGGGGCCCCAGCGGGAAGGGCCUGGAGGAGCUGGACCAGGCCUCCACGCCCACAGACGUCCGUGACGUCAACUUGUGAAGCACCAGAGGGCGCCGAUGCACAGGAUUUACAAGAAUCUUUUUUAAAAAAACUUUCAGUCUUCAUAAAAGCAGAAAAAAAGAACAAAAGAGCAAAAAAUUUUUAAAAACACAAGGCCUUUAAAGAAAUACAAGGACAGUGCUGGCUAGUUUUGUAGUUGAUCUUUUCUUCAAGCAAAAACAAAAAAAAGCAACAAAAAAAAAACCAAACCUCCUGCACAUGAAAUAGAUUUUCUCUGAUGCUUUAGUGUAAAAGCAACAAGCCUGGUGAAGCUGCGCUGCCUUGGAUGCAGAAGGGAAUCAUUCUGCCUUUACAGCUGCAGACAGGAGAACUGCAGAUGAUCCUUUUUCUAUUUUUAUUUGCAAAGAUGAUUUUUUUCGCCGUCUGCAGGCGGUGGACGAAGAGGACGAGUCCUCCACUGCCAGAUCGUCCACCUCUAUGGACGGACAGAACUGUGUAGAGCAGAUGGUCCCGUUGCCAGGCAACCGCUGGAACGAUAACAGUUAUUAGUAAUAUUUAUAAUUAUUGAUACCAUCAAAAAUAUUUUGGAACUUCAUGAGCUCCUUUGGUUCAGGCUGCUUGUUUGCAUCGGUUUGAGGAUGCAGCUGGCUGGAGAGAGAGAGGGUGUGUGUGUGUGUGUGUGUGUGUGUGUGGGUGUGUGUGUGUGUGUGUGUGUGUGAAAGCUGUUCAGCCUCGUGCUGCAGCUCACCUGAGCUAACGGGGGACAGGUGCGUUAGCAGAGAGACACUUUGUCUCAUCAGGGCUUCACCUCCGACCCAGAGGUUCUUACUGCCGGGCCGGGGGCCGAGGAGGGGCCGGGGCGCGGCCCUCAUUAGCUGCACAGGGUGCAGGAGGAGCUGCAGAGGUUGGAGUGGAUCAAGCAGAACUGUCUGAUGUUUUCCUUUAUGUGUAGCUGGACCUGAGGGCCGGGGGCCCGCUGGGGUCCCGUCCGGCUCCCUUUAUGAUUUUAAUAGCUAAGCACUUUGAGGUGAAGCUCAAAUCAAACGGCCUCCGGGCCAGGAGUGAGGAGUUUUCAUUCCUCAUUUCUCUGGAUCCCAACCAGAACCAGAACCUGCUGCAGAUUCCAGCAGCAGCUUGUCCUCCAGUCCUGCUAAAACUCCCCCCAGAUGAUCCAAUCAGAUAGUCAUGCAGAACCCGAUCGGAUCGGUUCGAAUCCGGAGACUCUGCUUUUCCUUUCUCGAUGAAAAGAUUAGAUUUUUUUUUUUUUUACUUGACAUUUUGUUUUUAUUUAUCUGCAUCAGCCACAGAGAGCCACAGGUGGGCAGCAGAGAGCCACAGGUGGGCAGCAGAGAGCCACAGGGGGCAGCAGAGAGCCACAGGUGGGCAGCAGAGAGCCACAGGUGGGCAGCAGAGAGCCACAGGGGGCAGCAGAGAGCCACAGGUGGGCAGCAGAGAGCCACAGGGGGCAGCAGAGAGCCACAGGUGGGCAGCAGAGAGCCACAGGGGGCAGCAGAGAGCCACAGGUGGGCAGCAGAGAGCCACAGGUGGGCAGCAGAGAGCCACAUGGGGGCAGCAGAGAGCCACAGGUGGGCAGCAGAGAGCCACAGGGGGCAGCAGAGAGCCACAGGUGGGCAGCAGAGAGCCACAGGUGGGCAGCAGAGAGCCACAGGGGGCAGCAGAGAGCCACAGGUGGGCAGCAGAGAGCCACAUGGGGGCAGCAGAGAGCCACAGUUGGGCAGCAGAGAGCCACAUGGGGGCAGCAGAGAGCCACAGUUGGGCAGCAGAGAGCCACAUGGGGGCAGCAGAGAGCCACAGGUGGAGAGAUCCCCUAAACCUCUCCAGUUUGAACCCAGACCAAAAAAAAAAAAGACCAGUUUGAACUCAGUGGGCCCCCUCAGUACUGCACCACCCUAACCCGGCUCACAUGGGGCCCGUGUUUGUUUGUGAUGUUUGUAGCCAUAACAGGCUCUGUUCAAAAGAACCCAAACUUUCUCGUUCCGCUUCCCCAGAAACGGCUCCAGUUCUGGUUCCGGAUCCGGUUUCAUGUGGCUGACUCUGGUUUUCAUUUUCCAUGUCCCACCCCAACUUGUUUCUGCCCCGUCAUCCUUUGGCCUGAUGGAAGCUCUCUCCUGAACAUGAUUACUUUUUCCUGCAGAUUUCGUGCAGCGUGUGUUUUAUAUCGAUGCCACAGUUCAGCGUGUAUGUGUGUGUGUUGUGUGUGUGUGUGUGUGUGUUUCUCUAGGGGGCCAUCAGACCCACUGUGGGGGUUUUGGUUUUAGAGAUACUGUAUUCCAAAGUGAAGAGCGGUCCGCGGUGUGAAGAUGUCAACAACAAAAAGUGUGGAUAUUUUAUUGUGUUUUUUGCGCUGCUAUGAGCUAUGAAUUUUUCAUUUAUACAAAAUAACAUUACCUAGUUGUGAUGUGUCACUUGUGUGCUGCUAUUUUAUAAACAUUUGUAUUAUAAUAUAAUUAUUUUACUGCUUAAGAGAUACAUCCAGAAACAAAGUAGAAGGUUUUAGAAGGUGAGGCGAGGAUUUGACUGGAAAUGUUCCUCGUACAGAUGGAUGGACGGGACGUUUCAUUUCCUGUUUUCUGUUUCCUGUUUCCGUCACGUUCUUCUUCAGGGCGUGCCAUGCCUCAGGAUUACUGGACUCGGUCACACACAGAUCCAUCACAUAUACCUCUGCAGAGGCAGGAGGAACCAUUCCUACUGUUUCCAUGAGCAACGACAGGAACUAAGCGAAGCUUCAGCUGGACUCUGACCACAACAGGAAGAGAGGAGGAAACUUCCUGAAACGCCAUGCAUGUUCAUGCUUGUCUGUGUUGGUGCUACAGCUGACUUGUUCUGUGCUACAGAGGGGAAAAUCCCCAGGAUGGCCAAAGUUUCUGCUUUCCAUGUCCAUGAUCACCAUGAAUGUCAUGAAUAAAAUGGAUUCUGUAUGUGA